Molecule: messenger RNA, 685 nt
Organism: Poecilia latipinna (sailfin molly)
Lineage: Eukaryota; Metazoa; Chordata; Actinopteri; Cyprinodontiformes; Poeciliidae
Product: ependymin-like
Exons: 6
Coding region: 41-682 (213 amino acids)
Biological process (GO): cell-matrix adhesion
Cellular component (GO): extracellular region; lysosome
Molecular function (GO): calcium ion binding
Source: RefSeq, a predicted model, not a curated record
UUAAGGACGGCAGAGUACAGUAGGCUUGCUAUCGGACAACAUGACGACUCUCUUUCUGUUUGUGUGCCUGUUGGUGGGCUGCCUGGCUCAGAGACCCCAACCAUGCUCAUCCCCGCCUCUCAUGUCUGGAGGCCUUUUUGUGUCCACCCAAAGCGAGAAGCUGGCAGCUCUUGCUAAGUACGCCUACGAUGGCCUUGGGAGGCGAAUCCGCCUCAGCAACUUUGGGUCCUUUGACAAUAAAACAUUCCAUCUAGACGUGCUUCUGCUUUACAAACAGGGGGUGAUGUACAAGAUCAACAACCGGGACCAGACGUGCCUGAAGAGGCAUCUGAGUACGGACUUUGUCCCGCUGGCCGUUCCUAAGGAUGCCUCCCUGGUGGGUCAGGUUGUGCUGGGCAGCUCUUCAGUUCCAGGGGAGGAAAUUCUGGUUAACACCUGGACCGGGACGCUGCUGACCAAGAAGGGUCUAGCAACGUACGUGAGCACGGUUACAGAGUUUGGAUGUAUUCCUAUCAGCACCCUGUUUAGCACGGACAAGAGAGGAUGGGUGGCGGCCAGUUUCUUCAACAACGUCGUCGGCCUGGUAGACCCCCAGGAUCUCACCCCACCACCGUUCUGCAGCACUGCCCAGCUGGAGGAAGAGGAGCAAGACUCACACACUUCAUUCCUGCAGCUUCUUUAAAAA